CAAAGACGCACGAACGGGUGUAACAAACUGCUGUAGCUCAUACGCCCUAGAAACAAGUGUAGCCUUAUCAUUUCAACCCACACUAACAGAAAUAUUUCAACAUUCAACCAGACAUCAUGAGGGUUUCAAGCAUAGAUUGUCGCCGUUUGAAGAAAAUUAUCAGAAAGGAAUGUGGAAGCUGUCUCAUUGUGGAUUGCCGACCAUACUUUUCUUUUUCGAACUCUAAUAUUAGAGGUUCGGUCAAUGUGAACCUGAAUUCCGUUGUCGUCAGGAGAUCCAGAGGAGGCCCGGUGCCGCUUCAGUUUGUCAUCCCGGACGAGAAGGCUUUGUAUCGGCUCCGGGAAGGCAGCAUCUCGGCCGUCGUGGCUCUGGACGACCGGACACCUCAUUUCCAAAAGCUCAGAAAGGACAGCGUCGCUCAAAUAGUGAUUAAUACACUGUCAGCGAGUGGUGCUAACAUCUACUUUCUGAAAGGGGGUUAUGAGAACUUCCACGCCCAAUUCCCUGAACUUUGCACUGAGAUGAAAGCCGUCGAGCCAAUCGGAACCGGAACCGAAACCGAGAGAUUCAUCGGCAGCCACUGUGAGAAACUGGGCUCCUACCUCAAGCCAGAUUACGAUCAGGGCCCGCCGGUGGAGCUCACCCCUUUCCUCUACCUCGGCAGUGCCUACCACGCCUCCCGACACGACUACCUGGCCGACCGCCGCAUCACGGCCCUGCUCAACGUCUCCCGGCGGGACACGCGGCCGGCCAAGGCCCAGUAUGACUACAAGUGGAUCCCGGUGGAGGACAGCCACACGGCCGACAUCAGCUCCCACUUCCAGGAAGCGUUCGACUUCAUCGAUCGUGUCAAACAGGCCGGUGGGAAAGUGCUGGUGCACUGCGAAGCUGGCAUCUCCCGCUCCCCGACCAUCUGCAUGGCGUACCUGAUGCGGAGCCGCCGCCUGCGGCUGGAGGAGGCCUUCGACGUCAUCCGCAAGCAGCGCGCCAUCAUCUCGCCCAACUUCAGCUUCAUGGGCCAGCUGCUGCAGUUCGAGGCGGAGGUGCUCUCGACGCCGCCCCCUGCUUCCCCUUCCUCCUCUGUCCCGGAGGCCUCCAUGGACUCUGCCGCCUCGGCGGAAUUCGGCGGAAAUGGCACCGGGCCCGUUCCUGCGCUCCGAGAGCCGGCCUCCUUGCCGAGGCUGUCCAUUGACUCUGCCAGCCUGGCGGGAACUGCGGAAGUGUCUGGAGCUGGAACCAAGCCCCCCCCCACACCCGGGCCCCGAGGGCUAGCAGGCCCCUCCCCGUUCUUCUCCGAUGACUUUGAGCUGGGCAAGAGCUGGGAAGAGCCUUCUUCCGUCUUCUCGUUCCCUACCUCCUUCCUGUCGCCCUUGCCCCUCCAGUCGCCGGUCCGCCAGUUCAAGCUUAGCCCAAUAACUGCACUGCCUUAAACGAGUGCUUGGCAUUUCCUUUGUAGAUUACUUGAAAAAAAAUAAAAGCAUAUUACUAAAUAAUAAACCAACAAUUGAAAAGAAAUAAACCUCUUGGUAAAACUUUGUUAAGCAAGGGAAUAUCGGCUGAGGUGGAGAAAGAGAAAACAGGAAAAGAAUUGUCACUGGAGUACUUUGCCUAAAGGUCAUUUUCUGUGCGUGGUUUUAGGGAUAUUCACUGAUACUAUUUGCCUUUGAUUUGUGGACUUAAUGAAACUCAGCACGGUAUACUGCAAUACAUGCCUUAGCAAUGUGUUUCUAUGUUGUUGUAUUAUUGUUUGUGUCUUCAAAUCUGAAAAGGCUUUCUGAAUUAAUUUAUUGUUUUUUAAACAGUGUGUGUUUUUAUAAAAACAAUAAAUGAUGAUAAAGUU
This is a messenger RNA of Sardina pilchardus (European sardine), 1840 nucleotides long. It is a transcript of the gene dusp5, whose product is annotated as dual specificity phosphatase 5. The record is from RefSeq and is a predicted model, not a curated record. The transcript is spliced from 4 exons. NCBI's taxonomy places the organism in Eukaryota, Metazoa, Chordata, Actinopteri, Clupeiformes, Clupeidae. Gene Ontology annotation, biological process: negative regulation of MAPK cascade; protein dephosphorylation; endoderm formation. Gene Ontology annotation, molecular function: MAP kinase tyrosine phosphatase activity; MAP kinase tyrosine/serine/threonine phosphatase activity; protein tyrosine/threonine phosphatase activity. Gene Ontology annotation, cellular component: nucleus; cytoplasm. Bases 117 to 1430 code for a protein of 437 amino acids.